CUGCCCAGGAGCCUCACCAACACUGUGGUUGGAGCCGUUUCAACCACUGAAACUGAGUCUCAAGCAAAUCAGCUAAAUAGUGCAAAAUCACCGCCGAAUUACUCAGAGCAAUCUGAGGCAUCUGAUACUCGAAGAGAGCCAACAGAGGAAACUGCAUCAUCAUCAACUUGCCCGUUGCUGUGGAACACGAAGCAGAAUCUUGGCUAUGAGGUUGGAUUCCAGGUAGUUUUUGUGGAGUCUCGUCUAAUUGAUCAAAUCAAUUUGCAACCUUUGCUGUAA
Molecule: messenger RNA, 279 nt
Organism: Anisakis simplex (herring worm)
Lineage: Eukaryota; Metazoa; Nematoda; Chromadorea; Rhabditida; Anisakidae
Source: the annotation of a GenBank genome assembly